AUGGAAUGCCUUCGCGACGACUUCCAGAAUGGCGUCCUGCUCGGCGGUCGGUACCAGACCAUCUCCCCUCUCAACCACGGCUCCUUUGGCAUGGUCUUUAUGGCCAAGGACACCUUCACAGGUGAGACGGUCGCCAUCAAGUGCCUGACUAAGAGGUCAGCGUCAUCUGAUGACUACCCCGAGUUCGCCAUCGACGACCAAUCCGAAGAGCUCGUCUUGCACGGCCAGCUAGGAUUGCAUCCGAACAUUGUCAACCUUAUCGAGUCGUUUGAGACGGAUGCCCACAUCUACCUGGUGCUCGAGUUCUGCCCUCGCGGCGAUCUGUACGAGGCGAUCCGCAGCGGCCAUGGCCCCUUGGAGACGGAACAUGUGAGGCGCUUCAUGCUCGAGCUUGUUGACGCGGUUGCGUACAUGCACGCGAACGGCAUCUACCACCGCGACAUCAAGCCCGAGAACAUCUUCCUGACCCAGUCGGGUCCGCAGGUCGACACUGGUGCCUUCCCGUGGGCCAAGGCCCUCCAUGCGACCCCUCCGAAGCCCAUCAGGCAACUCAGUGCCAUCCCGGACGACGAGAGCUACGAGGAAGACCUAUUCUCCAAAUCGGGCACCACGGCGGACUGGAUGUCGGGUUCCGCGCAGACGCCGUCCAUGUCGUCCUACAUGGACUCGAACCUGGGCUUGUCGAUGCAGUCUUUCGCCGCGCCAGCCGACUUCCGUCCGGUCCUGCCCGCGAAGGCUGCUGCGAGGUUGGCCCCGGUGGCUGGGUCUCUUCCGAUUACCAUGUCCAAGACUCGCAACCAGUCCGCCAUGUCCCUGGUCUUCGGGCGCAGUGAUGGGGUGUCCAAGAGCUGGAGUGAUCUAUGGGACGAGGAGUUCGAGGAGGAAGAGGAGCAGACCAAGCAACUACAGACCCUCAAGGAGAUGAACUCGAGGACCUGGAGCCACGAUAGCACUGCCACCCCUUCCCUAGCCGCCGAGAACGACGACACGCCCCGACAAGGCCUGUCGCCCGCGACCAAGUCGGCCACUCUUGCCAGUGACGAGGCCAUGAUUCCAUCCAUUGAUGGAACCUUCGACGAGGAUCCUGACAUGGACGGCCUGUUUCUCUACGAGGCGCCUCCGGCCAAAGAGGAACCUCAACUUCCACGGAACUCACCAUCAUCACAACAGAGUGGCUUAGACAAGUGGGCGGCCCUCGGCGAGCGCCGACGAGCGCACGGCAGCAGCCCGCCUCGCAAGGUCGUCAACGUCUCUAUCCGUGCAAGUCGGCCAGCUGGGGCCGUCCUCUCGGCCAGCUCCCCGAUUAAGCGGCACGACGUCGAAUCUAACCAUCGCCCUUCUUCAGGAGCCAUUUUCUUCUGUCUCUGGGAACCACUCUCGACUCAACAACACAACCACCACACACAAGAUAAUCACCAGGGAAGGUGGAGCAACGGUCGCGACAAGACCAAGGACUGCCCGCGAACUAAGGGUCGCGAUCGAGAUUGGAAUUGGAACUUCGACUGGCGCAAGGAGAAGCGUUCCGGUCUUAGCUAUCUCGGGGGGUUGGUCAACUGGCAAGCGGCCCGCUCCUGA
Molecule: messenger RNA, 1575 nt
Organism: Chaetomium globosum CBS 148.51
Lineage: Eukaryota; Fungi; Ascomycota; Sordariomycetes; Sordariales; Chaetomiaceae
Exons: 2
Coding region: 1-1575 (524 amino acids)
Biological process (GO): protein phosphorylation
Molecular function (GO): protein kinase activity; ATP binding
Source: RefSeq, a predicted model, not a curated record